Sitodiplosis mosellana (orange wheat blossom midge) is the source of this 1484-nucleotide messenger RNA. RefSeq lists its product as uncharacterized. The transcript is spliced from 7 exons. NCBI's taxonomy places the organism in Eukaryota, Metazoa, Arthropoda, Insecta, Diptera, Cecidomyiidae. Bases 358 to 1254 code for a protein of 298 amino acids. The record is from RefSeq and is a predicted model, not a curated record.
AGUAUCGCGAAAUGUAUUGAGACAGUCACAACGUAUUGUGCUGGAUUCGCGUCGCAUUUUAUUUUGACAUUUUAUAACAUUUCUAUAGAAUUAAAAAUGUACCAAUUGUCUUAUUGAUUUAAUAAACAUUUCUCACGUUUUUAAACAAUUUUGAAAUUGAAUUCGGUGCUUUGCUAUAUUAUUGGUUCUAAAAAUGGUUGAAAAGUUGAUGUUCUAUUGAUUAAUAAGUGAAUUAGUAUCUUAUUGACUGUCCCAAGGUCAUCUCAUUAAAAGAGAACGCACCUCAAAUAUAUGAAGUCAUCGGCAGUAAUUGUCUAUAUAUAAAUCUGUGUUCGAAGCGAGAGAGUGCAUUUUAAAAUGGAACAAGAGCAGUCGCACUUUCUUUUUGGCAGAAAAGUUACUGGACAAUUCGCGGCCUUUUCAGCAGUUAUUUUUUCUAUUGCGCUUACAGCAUUCAUUGCAUGUAUUUAUGUUGGAUUCGAGCUAAAUUUAACUCUAAUCAUUUUUGUUAUUGUUGCGAAUGUUCUAGUGACAUUUGUAUGGUUGCUUGGAAUUUUCAAAGAUAAAAGGGAAUUCAUGCUCUUUUCGCUGAUAUUCUGGGGUGCACUGUUGGACAUCUGGUUGGGUUACAUCUUCCUAAUAACAAUAGAAUCAAUACCAUAUGGACCUGAUCUAUAUCGAAAACAUACCACUGCCGAAAUUGUUAUUCCAAGUAUAACAGUUCUUUUCGUAUUAUAUUACAUAUGGUUGAUGUUGAUUUAUAAAUCAAUGGGCAAAGAUAUACGAAAGAUAUUUCGUAUGGAUUGGCAAAUGUCUGGAAUACUAUAUGGUGGGGUGAUGAUAUCAUUAACCCUCGGUCAAACGUUACUCUUUCAUUUGCAACGUUUACAAUCCGACUUUUACUUCUACGGAACAAUUUUGUACAUUGUUUUUAAUUCGAUUGCUGCCAUUAGUUGGCUAUAUGCAAUUGCCAAAAAAAAACAAAUGUUUGUCCUGAGCGCACUAGUUUGUUGGCUUGUGCCUCUGAGUAUUUGGAUUGGUCUUGUAAUCUACGGCAUAACUGAGAAAGGAUUUAAUCCAGGGAAUCGCAAGAAUGGACAUAAUAUAAUCUAUCCAGUAUCGAUAUUUACAGUAAUUGUGUAUGUCGCUGCCUGUUAUACAUUUAAAUCAAUCAACAGCAAUGAGUCCGAAAGCGACCGAUUCAACAUAGCAUAUGCACCACCACCCACUGCAAGAAGAAAAUUUGACGCUUAAUGAAUGAGCAAUAAAACGCCAAAUGAAGCCUUAAUUACAUUUUAUUUAAACACACAUUUAACAUUUUCAAUGAAUUUCAUACAAUUUUUAAACCAUUUUCACACAUUAUUUUUGCAUUGCAUUGCCUCUUCUAGCUAGUAGGCAUCUAAUUAUAUUUUUAGAAAAUGUUUUGCUGUUUUAUUCAGGCAAAUUUAUGAUCUGAAAUAAAUGCUUAGUUAUAUGCACCAGAA